AUGAACAACAAAAACAUUCUACAAAGGGAACUACCCAAGACUCAAGAUGAUGAGAUCAAGAAAGGGAACUACAAUGGCUUGAAUAACCAAGAUGGGCAUAUGGCUUCCUUGUCAGCAACAACAUUGCUUCAAAAGGCGGCUCAAAUGGGAUCAUCAUCUGACUCAAACAUUAGCACCAUGUUUGAGCUAAUGACUUCCUCCAUCUCUAACAAUACAAUGCUAAACUCCAAUCGUUUCAAGCCGAAGAAUAACGAACAAGAGUUGACCAAAGACUUUCUUGGUGUGGAAUACUUUUAA
Arabis nemorensis is the source of this 297-nucleotide messenger RNA. Lineage: Eukaryota; Viridiplantae; Streptophyta; Magnoliopsida; Brassicales; Brassicaceae. The record is from the annotation of a GenBank genome assembly.